Messenger RNA from Gopherus flavomarginatus (Mexican gopher tortoise), 4946 nucleotides. Its product is annotated as actin filament-associated protein 1-like 2. Gene Ontology annotation, molecular function: SH2 domain binding; SH3 domain binding. Gene Ontology annotation, cellular component: cytosol. Gene Ontology annotation, biological process: positive regulation of DNA-templated transcription; regulation of interleukin-6 production; positive regulation of epidermal growth factor receptor signaling pathway. The transcript has 18 exons. NCBI's taxonomy places the organism in Eukaryota, Metazoa, Chordata, Testudines, Testudinidae. Bases 106 to 2421 code for a protein of 771 amino acids. The record is from RefSeq and is a predicted model, not a curated record.
UAUGUGAGCGGCCAGCGCAGGAGCCUGCCCCAGCGCCCCCCCUGCAGCCGGCGCCAUGGAGAAGCAGAAAGGCAGCAAAUUGCAGCUUUGCGUUCGGGGGAACCAAUGAGGGAACAUCGGUGCUGGGGGGACGAGGAAAAGGCCACCUGGGCCUCAGGCCAAGAAUCAGUGGGUUUCAUCAGCGGGCCUGCAACAUUUUAUCACAGCUGGGAGCAGGAAGUGGAGCCUGGAGCCGUCCGGAGUGGUGCCGAGAAGGGAGACGCAAAACAUUUCCAGAUGCAUGAUCUAGACAAGCUCCUUUUGGACCUGGAGUCCUUCCUGCUGAUCCUGGACCGGGAGAAUCUCAGCUACAUUGCUCAGGCCAAGAAGAAAUCCAUUGCUGAGCUACUUUCCAGGUUCCAGAGCCCUCCAUCAGAGGACGCAGAGUACAUGAUCAUGCGCUGCAUCUCGCCCUCCUCUGGGAGCAGCACCUUCCAAACGCCACCUGACCUGAGCCCACGCCAAGCAGCAAUCUUGUCUCCAGACCCUAUGGGAAGGGGAGAGUGUGACUCGCCUGCUACCAAUGGCCAGUGCUCCCCAGGCAGGACAAACCUGUUGGGUGUCCUGCCCCAUCUCCCUAGCCUGCCAGCUGAGGACUCAUACGAGGAGGCAGAGCCCAUCAGCCCCGAGGGACAUAUGAGCCCAGCGGGCGGCGGGGACACGGACAGCAGCCACUACGAGUCAUAUGGUGAGGAUGAGGACUGCGUGAAGGACCGUGCGCACUACAUCCAGUGGCCAUCUGCCGCCGGCACCGCUGAGGCUCCUGCUCGCCCCGAGGCUCAGCUCUGCGGCUUCCUCUGGAGGAAACGCUGGCUUGGGCAGUGGGCCAAGCAGCUCUUCAUUGUCCGGGAACACGCCCUGCUGUGCUACAAGUGUGCCAAGGACCUGCAGCCAGUGCUGGAGCUGGACUUGCGCGGCUGCCGCGUUGCCUACAAGGCCAAGCGCAGCAAGAAGAUGCAGCACGUGCUGAAGAUCACGGGGGCGGCGGCAGAGACGCUGGUAAUGGGCUUCCAGAGCCGCCAGCAGGCCGAGGACUGGAGGAAGGUGAUUGAGGAGGUGAGCAGCUCUCCUCUCAGCAGGCCUUCUGCCCACAGCUCCCCAGUAUUGCCCAGCUCAGAGCAGGGCAGGAACUCACACCAGGUGAGAGAUUCCCAGCUUGGCUCUGACUCAGAUGAGGAGAACUCCCAGAUCAGCCCAGCUGCAGCCGGCUGCAUCUCAAGGAAGGGAGGCUUUCCUGAGCUCCUUUCCCACAGCCCACGCAGGCAUCAGCUGCAGUUUGUGCUGAGUGGGUCAGUGCUGAGCCCUCUCCCCGAUGGCGAAGGAGGCAGUGGAGGCACAUCGCCUAACGAGAGGCUUUGGGGGCGCUCUGCAGGUUCUCUGAACGUGCUGCUGAAUGGCCAGUGGCAGAAGCUGUGGUGCAGGGUGGAGCAGGGCGCCCUAUGGAUGUUCAGAGACCCCAGCUGCACUGAGAGCCCUGAGUACGCUGUGCCGCUGGCGGGCAGCAAUGUGACCCCAGGGGCCAACACGGACCGACAGCAUCACAUCCACAUCAGCCAGCAAGGCAGAGAAGUCGCUGUCCUGCAGACCCACUCGGACAAAGAGAGGGACAUCUGGCUGAAGAUCCUGCAGGUGGAGAAGGAAGCGGAACCAGCCUCUGUAUAUGAAACCUCAGUCCCUGGAGAUGGACCCAGCUCUAUCCCUGUGGGGGGCCUGCUGUUGCGGAGAUUCCCAACCCCCAACACCUACAUGGACGACCCCUUUGGGCAGCUCACACCGGUGACACACCCCAGCCCUGUCUACUCCAAUGUGGAUAUACUGCACCAGCUGCAGCAGAGCUUGGACAGAGCCACCCAAGACCAGACGCAGAGACUCCCUUGUGCCCUUCCCGACAGUGCCUUCAGCAACCCCCAGAGCAGGGCUCCGGAGGAGACAGCUGCUCCUCCAGCCAGCCCGGGCAAGUCUCUGAACAGGCAGUGGGUAGAGGUGGCCCCAGAGCUGAAAAGCCGGGAUUUUUUCCAGUCUCAGCGGACGCUGAUGCAGCCUGCGAGAAAGGGUGCCCCGGACAGCUUGGAUUUCUUAAUUGGUAAGAGAGCCUUCCCCAAGCUGGAGGAGAAGGUAGGGCAGCUGGAAAGGGCGUGCCGGAUGAAAACCAGGCUGAAGGCUGGCUCGGAGAUGAACCUGCUAGCCAUUGGCAAGUCUCUGAAGGGCCACAUAGCCACUGCCACCAGCUCAGCAGGCUCCGAGGGUUCCUUCCUAACACCUCUGCUGAAACGCACCACCUCCACCAAGAGCGCCCUGAGGCGAGCGCCCUCUGUGGUCAUCAUUGAAAAGGGAAAGGUUCUGCAGAAGAGAAAGGAAUGGGAGAUGAAGUCUGCCAUGUAAUCGGCCCCUUUCACCCGCUGAGUGUUCCCAAAGGCAGGAGACAUUGCACUGUACAUAUACAUAUCAGACCGUGCGUCUAUAUAUAUACCAUUAACGCUGCAUGUGGAUCAUGCACAAUAAACUCUGAAUCUCUUUUUUUUUUUUUACCAUAGUUAUCAAUGUUACAAUAACUCUUUUUUUGGUUUUAAACUGACUGGAUUUUUAUAGGUUGUCUGCAGUGGCACUGAAAUGGAGACAAGGGGACCAGGCUGGGUGGGGGAGGGCUCACCCCAGCAUUACCGGGUCUGGACUCUUCACAGCAGCAUAUCCAUCUGGUACCAUUUUCCAGGGAGCGAUUCCACAGUGGCUUGUGAGCUCAUUAGCCACCAGCACUCUCCUCCUUGCGGUUGAUGUGACAGAGGUGGAGCUGAGAUGGCUUCUUUGUCUGCAUUUACGGAACCUUCCUGCAGCUUCAAGUUGCAUAGGCUGGUGCUUUAGAAGACAGUUCUUUUGAAUGCCUCCUGACACUCGGGGAUGAAAGAUGAGAACAAACGUGAACAACAGCUUCCCAUGCUGUUAGACCCUAAAGAAAGUGGAGAUACAAAGAGGAUGCUCUGGGCUACCUAGCCAUGUGUUCUUGAGUCCUUUGAAGUCUUUCAUGGAUCUCCUCCACUCCUCUUUCUAGCAGACACCUUUCUCCAUAGAGAUAGCAGCCCUCCUUUUGGUUUCCAGAUAGACACAGAUAUUUUACCAUGCAGGGAUGGAAUGAUGCAGCUCUUUGAUAACAUUACAUGCAUUGUGCAGCUGGGCAUAUCUGAAAUCAGAAGAAGAGUGCUUUUAACUGGGUACGCUGGCCAUACAACCAGGAGUCUAAAGGGAAGAAGGAGGCUGCCAGGAGGUGUGCAUGCUACCCUGCUGCGCUGCCUCUGGCCAGCUUUUCUUGGCAGCCCACAUGCUGGGACUGAAAGGGAAGGAAUAUGAGCAGGGACCAAGAGGUGUGGCAGCUGCUUUUAAAGUGGUCACAGGCUCUGCUAAGAUGAGACAAUAACUUCUGGAGCCAUUUAGAGACGGGCAAUUCACUUCUUUUUGAAACAUCAGUCCAAUGAGCUAACACCCUGUGGAACGACUGUAGGUGCCCACCGCGGUUUAGUGGAUCGAGCACAGGGCAGGGAGUCAAGAUGGCUGGCUUUUGUCCUCGGCUCUGCCACUCCACAACCUUGGGCAAGUCUCUUCCCCUCUGUGUCCCUCAGCUUCUCCCUCUGUCAAACAGGCCUAAUGACACUGACCCACCUUCAUAAAACAUCUGAGAUCUGCUGCCAUCAGCACCAGAGAAAGGGCAAAGUCUGGUUAGUAACUCUCUCCCAAACCUGAAAGCUCAGAUGCCCAGUGAAUAUUUAAGGGUGAGGCAUGGACACAACUUUCAUUACAGCAAGUGGCAUGAGAGUAACUGCUUUGAGAAUAGUGUAAACACAGGAGGGUUGAUUGUAUUUAUCUUUAUAGGGACUCAGUCAGCUUCAAGGUAAAAUGUUGCGAAUAAACUAGUGCCUUGUGUCACAAAUAACACAGUAGAUGAUGAAAAGAAUUUUUCAAAAUAUAGAGAACAUACUGUUAUUUAUGUUCUUCGGCCAAGACUUGGACAACGGAAAUCAGUUUCGCUUCACUUUCUGGUUCUGAUCUGCAAUCAGAGCUGCUUUCCCCUGGGUCUGCCCAGAGCCAUUUUGAAGUCAACAGGGCUGCAGCUGGCCCAGUGUGACAGCCACCCCAACAAACCUGGGAUUGAUAUAGACGCCUCCAGAGCUAGAAGCCUGAGUCACUGCACCUCAGCUGUAAGAGAUUCCCAUCCUCAGUGGAGCACAGAGAGGAACUCACACCACACAGUGCCCAAUGGGUCUCAUAAGGGCUUGCUCAUGCAGAAUCAGUAACUUACAGGAUCCGGGUAUAAGAACCUAACCGUAAUCUAGACCAAAACAGCCUUUGUUGAUUUCCAUUGCAUGGUGCUGCAGUGUUUGGGUUGCAAACACUGCAGGGGAACUGUUAUUUGUUUAAAAGCAACUGUUUGCAUUGGAUUUUGUUUUGUAAUUGUAGACUUAUUUUUUCUAAUGUUCUUGAGUUUUUUAAAAACAUGCUUUUACCACAUUGAAAUGGGGCGGGGGGGGGGAGAGGAAAUGUUAUAUUGACAGUGUGCCUUUAAAGGUUCUAUGUGUAACUCAUUAAUUCAGAAAGAUGUGAGGGUUAGAUGGGGGGAGUCUGUUUUUUUGCUGGGGUUUGGGGUUGUUUUUAAACAAAUUAUCAUGUCAAAUAAAUGUUUCAAACCCCACCUUUUAUCUUGUAAAAUGCAUGAUGCUUGGAGGGGUUUCCUUUAGUCUGGUUUGUGCAGUGAUUUUGUGAUAGGGAAAUAUUGAUUAGGAACAUGGCUGAGGUUCAAUAGACAUUUUGGUUCUGACCAAGGGUGAGAUUAAAAUAUAGGUGAGGUGAAAAAAGCUGGUGCAUGAAACGGCUGGAUUCCCAAUUCUCCUAACCCACCCCAUCAUCUCUUCAAGUUUAAA